CCCCUGACCCGGGCGCCCUGUGUGCGCGCGCCCCUGACGCGGGGACCCCCUGCGCGCGCGCCGAGGACGCCCGCGUCUCCGCGCUCCGGGCGGGGAAGGGGCCGCGGGGCUGAGCGCGCCCUCCCGGCUCGCCGCCCCGGCUCCGCUGGCGGAACCCGAGCGCGCGGUGGGCGCGGGGCCGUGACGCACACCUGUCGGCCGCCCGGCCCGCGGACAAGGAGGGUGCGCGGCGCCCCGCGCUUCGCGACCUUCUUACUUCGCGACGCAGCGCCCGGGCUUCUGGAGGAUGCUCCUGGUGGCAGUGUGCAUGGCCCUUCUGGGCUGCCUGCGGGCCCAGGGCCUCCAGGGACACGUCUCCGUGGUCCUGCUGGGGGCCACGGGGGACCUGGCCAAGAAGUACCUGUGGCAGGGGCUGUUCCAGCUGUACCUGGAGGAGGCGGGGAAGGGCCACAAUUUCAGCUUCCACGGGGCUGCUCUGACGGCCACCGAGCAGGGCCAGGAGGUCGUGGCCAAGAUCCUGGAGGCCCUUUCCUGCCCCAAGGAUGUGACGCCCGAUCGCUGUACCGAGCUCAAGGGCCAGUUCCAGCGGCUGAGCCAGUACCACCAGCUGAAGACCACGGAGGACUACGCGGCCCUGAACAAGGACAUUGAGGCGCUGGUGCAGCGCCAGGGCCUCUGGGAGGCGGGCCGCAUCUUCUACUUCUCCGUGCCGCCCUUCGCCUACGCGGACAUCGCCCGCAGCAUCAACGGCAGCUGCCGCCCCGGCCCCGGCGCCUGGCUGCGCGUCGUCCUGGAGAAGCCCUUCGGCCACAACCACCAGUCAGCCCAGCAGCUGGCCGCGGACCUCGGCAGCUUUUUCCACGAGGAGGAGAUGUACCGGGUGGACCACUACCUGGGCAAGCAGGCCGUGGCCCAGAUCCUGCCUUUCCGAGACCAGAACCGCAAGGCGCUGGACGGCCUGUGGAGCCGGCACCACGUGGAGCGGGUGGAGAUCGUCCUGAAGGAGACGGUGGACGCCGAAGGUCGCACCAGCUUCUAUGAGGAGUACGGCGUCAUCCGAGACGUGCUGCAGAACCACCUGACGGAGAUCCUCACACUGGUGGCCAUGGAGCUGCCCUUCGACGUGGGCAGCUCGGAGGCCGUGCUGCGGCACAAGCUGCAGGUGUUCCAGGCGCUGCGGGGCCUCCGGAGGGGCAGCGCCGUGCUGGGCCAGUACCAGGCCUACAGCGAGCAGGUGCGCCGGGAGCUGCACAAGCCGGCCGGCUUCCUCAGCCUCACGCCGACCUUCGCAGGCGUCCUCGUUCACGUGGACAACCUUCGCUGGGAGGGCGUCCCCUUCCUGCUGAUGUCGGGCAAAGCCCUGGACGAGCGGGCGGGCUACGUGCGGGUGCUGCUCCGGAACCGGGCGUGCUGUGUGCAGAGCGAGGCGCGCUGGGCCGCGGAGCAGAGCGCCUGCCUGCCGCGCCAGGUGGUCUUCCACAUCGGGCACGGCGCGCUGGGCGGCCCCGCCGUGCUGGUGAGCCGCAACCUGUUCCGGCCCGCGCUGCCCCGCGGCUGGGAGGAGGCGGCGGGCCCGCCCGGGCUCCGCCUCUUCGGCCGCCCCCUGUCCGACUUCCACGUCUACCGCCCCGAGCGCGAGCAGGACGCCUACUCCGUCCUCAUCUCACGCAUCUUCCACGGCCGCAAGGACUCCUUCAUCGCCACCGAGAGCCUGCUGGCCUCCUGGGCCUUCUGGACGCCCCUGCUGGACAGCCUGGCCCGCGAGGCCCCCCGCCUGUACCCCGGCGGGGCGGACCACGGCCACCUGCUGGACUUCGAGUUCAGCGGCGGCCAGCUGUCCUUCUCGGUGCAGCAGGCGGAGCAGCUGGUGCCGGGGCCCGGCUCCGCCCCCACGCCCAGCGACUUCCAGGUUCUCAAGGCCACGUACCGAGACGGCCCGCUGGUCACCGCCUGGGCCGAGGAGCUGAUCGCCAAGCUGGCCGGCGACGUGGAGGCGGCCGCCGUGAGGGCCGUGCGGCGCUCCGGCCAGUUCCACCUGGCGCUGUCGGGCGGCUCCAGCCCCGUGGCCCUGUUCCAGCAGCUGGCCAUGGGCCACUACGCCUUCCCCUGGGCCCGCACGCACCUGUGGCUGGUGGACGAGCGCUGUGUGCCGCUCUGGGACCCCGAGUCCAACUUCCAGGGGCUGCAGACGCACCUGCUGCAGCACGUGCGGGUGCCGCACUACAACGUGCAUCCCAUGCCCGUGCACCGGCACCGGCGGCUCUGCGCCGAGGAGGACCGGGGCGCCGAGGCCUACGCCGAGGACAUCGCCGCCCUGGUCGCCAACAGCAGCUUCGACCUGGUGCUGCUGGGCAUGGGCGCCGACGGGCACACCGCCUCCCUCUUCCCGCAGUCGCCCGCCGGCCUGGAGGGCGAGCCGCUGGUGGUGCUGACCGAGAGCCCCUCGGGCCCGCGCCGCCGCAUGAGCCUCAGCCUGCCCCUCAUCAACCGCGCCCGGAGGGUGGCCGUGCUGGUCAUGGGCCGGCUGAAGCGCGAGAUCGCCCUGCUGGUGAGCCGCGUCGGCCACGAGCCCAGGAAGUGGCCCAUCUCGGGCGUGCGGCCCGCGUCCGGCCAGCUGGUGUGGUACAUGGACUACGAGGCGUUUCUGGGGUGAUGGGGCCUCGCCCUCCGCUCACUCCCGGGCAGUCUGCCCCCUGUCCUCCCCCCUCCCGAGUCCUGCCACCUGCCCGGGCGCCUGGCUCUCUGGAACCGGGUGCCCCAGGGUCAGCCCCGGGAGAGGCCCCGUCCAACCCCUUUGAUGGUCCCUGUCCCGAUGUGGUCAGACCCGGAGACGAGGAGGAGAUGGAGGCUCAUGAGAAGCUUCAGAUCCAGGUUAGGGAGAGGCGUCCCCCUAACGGGGAGUCUGGGGCUUCCACAUCAGCAUCAGCCUGCCUCGUGGCCAGGCUGGGCGCGGGUGCUCCCAGCUUCAGCAGGGAGCCUGGCCCAGCGGGUGCAGGGGCCGUGCCGGGCAGGCGUUGGGAUUGCCUGGAGACCCGGGCUUCCCAGUCCUGCAGCCUCUUCCCUUCCUGCUUCCCUUUCCUCCCGGAGCCUCUGCUGUUCAGCUGCCGUCCUGCUCCCGUGGGCUGCCUCCUGCUCCGUGUGUCCUUCCUUCCUCCUCCUCCCAACUUGGGGGCGUCCAUCCCUCCUUGGUAAGUUGGCUGUCCCCAGACUUCCUGUAUAGACAGGAAGUUGAUGACAAGAACACAGCCACAAAUACUGGGUGCUAUAACCGUGCCAAAACCCUGUGACUUGUUCGGGGCCCUUCCUAAGCAAUGACCUCUGCAUGGGGGGACCCCACCCUGGCCGCUGGGCACACGCUGGGCACAGCCUCAGGCCAUCCAGGGUUCCCUCCCGAGGGCUCUUUCCCUCUCAGGACCUCCGGGUAGGUGUUGCUCGCAGGGUCCUCCCUGGCUUACCAGGAAAGAUCUCGUCCUCUGAUGGGGACAGCUCUCUGGGGGAGAGAUGUAACACCAAGCGAUGCAUCGUCCAGACGCUCUGAUCGGACCAGACAGGAGCCAGGCCUUUUGCUAGGGCGGCCGCAGCUCCAGCAGCCGGGGCUCAGCACCCUCCUCACUCUGCCUCUCCGGCACCCCACCGGCAGCCUCCUGCCUGCCCGCCCCUCUGCCGCUGCCUGCACCGCUGCAUUGUGGGAGGCUCCCUGCACCGCUGCAUUGUGGGAGGCUCCCUGCACCGCUGCAUUGUGGGAGGCUCAGGAGCAGGGCCACCUCUCCUAGGAAUGGGUGAGGUGCUCCUCUCUCGAGAAGCGGGGCCCACGGGGCCUGUUCUCCCGAGACCCCCCCCCCCCCCGGGGUGUCUGAAAUGCUUUAUAAAAUCACCAGUGACGGGACAGAGUAUUUCAGCUCCACCUGGGCAUGCCCCCGCUGUGCUGUCAGGAAUAAGAUGCUUCAUGUGACUGCGCCCCCCUCACCGAGACAGACGCCAUCAGAGGGCUGUCCUUGGUGAGGAGGGCCCCCCGAAAUCCAUUUCUCUGCUUUUGACUGCUCAGACUUUCCUCGGCUACAAUUUAAAGACUGUGGCUUCUGUGUGGGGUGGGAGCCUGGGAGCUGGUCCCUGUCCAGGGGCUCCUGUUAAAAUCCUGCUUCCGCUGGCAGGCCGCCGCUGACCUCGGCAGCACAGAAUCAGUGCCUGGUGGGGAGUCAGCAUCUUGGCCUUUUGGCUCUAGAGAUGCUGGUGGACACAGGUGGUUGCAGGUCGGUGGCCACGUGGGGGCGCUCAGGCACCAUCCCUGCCGUGUUUUGCAGUCUGACCCCCAUGAAUUCCCCGUGUCCCAGGAAUUCCCCUUGUCCUGCUCCCGUUUCUUGCACUCUGCCUCCCUGGGCCCCCAGCUCCCCCCCCACCCCCACCCCCCCAGCUGCUCCUUGGGAACGUGUUCCUCUGGGGUUGUAACACCAGAGCGGACGGGACCUCCCGUUCCCGCUUCAGUCUGGGAUAAAGGGUGAGCCAUCACCACUUCUGAAUAACCGUGAGUCACUGCAGCCUGAGCCGAGCAUGUCCUGUUCUUAGAGGGCUGCCUGCCCCGAAUGCACCCUUUGUCUGGGGGGAGUUGGGGCAAAAAUGCCAAAGGUUUCCUUCCACAAUCCGCUGCUGUCUUAAAAGUCCCCCGGGGGGCCCUGUCAGCACUCACUCUCCCCACCCUUCCCCUCCCUCUUCCCCUUCCCCUUCCCCUCCUGGCCCUGAGCGGGGAAGCUCAGCUGGUGGUUUCCAAACGUUUGGGCCCGUGGCCCACAGCCAGAGCCCUGUCUCCAGCUCAGUGUGGUCAGGACCGGCCUGGGAGCAUGUCCUCUUUUCUGUCUCGUUGAGAAAAUGCUGCCCAUCAUCCGCUAACUGAGCUGAUCCAUAGUGUGAAAAGUGCUGCUGGAAUCCGGCUUUACCCCGUUCCACGCCAAGGACCCCGGCUUGGGAGGGAGCACGCCUGCUGGCUCCCACGGGGACACUGCCACCAUGCUGGGCCUCGAACCCGGGCUUCCCAGUCCUGCAGCCUCAUGCCCAGGCCCAGAGCAGGGGCUCCCCCAGCACCUCAGGGCUGCUGGCGGGGGGAGGAGGGGUGGGUGGUGAGGAAGCGCUCCCCAGAAGCCUGGCAGCGAUUGUGACGGGGGCUAAGUCCCGGGCUAAAGACUAAACAUUCUGCACAGCGUGGUGUGGUGUCGUCUGAUUGUUCAGCACCCUGUGAGGUGGUCCCGAGCCUCCUUCGCCGGUGACUGUGGAACUGGUGUCUAAUGGCAACAGGCCAGGUGCUCCUGAGCCGGGUCUUAGGACUCUAGCCGGCCCUCCCAGCCCCGCGGGGCGCCUCCCUCUGGAGCCCCGGGUGCUGGUGCAGCGCAGUGGCCUCCUGGGCCGUCAGACCGGCAUCUCUGGAGAAGCCGGUUGCCAUGUGUGUCUGGAAAGGAGGGGACUUUCCAGGCUGCUGUGAGCGGGAAUCUGAUUGUGAUCCGGGAGCCGCUCUCUGCUAACCACAGCCCCCGUCUGUCCGUGCUCCCGCCCGUGUCUCUGCAGACGGUGCUUCGUGGCCGUGGACUGGCACUCCGCCAGCUGGCUCAGCUCUGCCGGGCUCCCGGCCUGGGCGCCCGUCCUCCCUGCCCCCGGGAUGGUGUGGUAGGAAGGAGGAGAGCGCCCAUCAGACCGUCUACAGUUGGGUUUUCAGAAACAGUUUUUUCAGUGGAAACACCCACAGCCUCAUCGGCAGUUGCCAGCAAGACGCCUGGAGGGGGUGGGGCAGGGACGCAGGUGUGAUGGUGUCCGUCCUCUGCCCUCUGUCCUCUGCCCGGGGCUGGGAGACGGCACUGGGCUCUGACCAGGGAGCCGGGGAGACCCCUGGGCUGUUGGGCGGGGGGAAGGGGGGGAGCAGUGGGCACGGACACACCUCUGCCAAGCAGCAAGACUCUGCGGUGCCUUUUUGCCAAGAGAACUGCCUCGUUUUUAUGGGAAAACUGGGCCCUUAAAGAGGCCUCAAACAGACACAUUCAGUUUCAAAAUGACUUUUUCUAUGUGAGAUGCAACAUAUAUUUUUUUAAACAAUAAAAUUGUUUUGCCAAAA
Molecule: messenger RNA, 6094 nt
Organism: Pipistrellus kuhlii (Kuhl's pipistrelle)
Lineage: Eukaryota; Metazoa; Chordata; Mammalia; Chiroptera; Vespertilionidae
Gene: H6PD
Product: hexose-6-phosphate dehydrogenase/glucose 1-dehydrogenase
Exons: 5
Coding region: 287-2653 (788 amino acids)
Biological process (GO): pentose-phosphate shunt; pentose-phosphate shunt, oxidative branch; glucose metabolic process
Cellular component (GO): endoplasmic reticulum
Molecular function (GO): glucose-6-phosphate dehydrogenase activity; 6-phosphogluconolactonase activity; NADP binding
Source: RefSeq, a predicted model, not a curated record